Messenger RNA from Gongylonema pulchrum, 651 nucleotides. NCBI's taxonomy places the organism in Eukaryota, Metazoa, Nematoda, Chromadorea, Rhabditida, Gongylonematidae. The record is from the annotation of a GenBank genome assembly.
UUUCAACAACGAGUGGAUGCAAGUAAAUCAGAAGCAAUCGAAGAGCUGGGUAAACUUAGGGAAAUUGAGGACGAAAUUGCGCUUGCUGAAGACACAACUCGAGAGGCAGAAAAUGCGAUUGGUAACGCGAGGAAUGAUGCGAAAAUGGCUGAAGAAAUUGCUGUACAGGCCGAGAAAGAAGCUAAAAGCAUUUCCGAGAAAGCUGAUGGACUGCGAAAUCAAACAGUUGAAGCGCGGAAAAUUGCGGAGGAGCUGAAGUCGGACGCCGAUCAAUUUUUUAACGACAUAAUCGAAACGGGCACAACUCUUGAGGAUUACAGGCGACAAGCUAGCACCGAUAAAGCACACGCUUCCGAAGCAGUGCAAAAAGCAAAACUUGCCGAAAAUGAUGCUGAGAAAGCAAAUAAAACGCUAAGCGAAGCUCAAGAUAGUCUCAAAAGGAUAAUCGAUCAGCUAAAUUCAUUGGACGACGUGAAUAAUGAAGAACUCGAUGAACUGGAAAAGCAGCUAGAUAAGGCGGAAGAACUAUUGGAAACCGCUGAUUUGGAUAAGCAGGUUGGGCAUUCUUUUCCUCCAGUCUGGUAUAUUUUCUUGUGUCCUUUGCUAAAAAUUUUUCCAUUCGUUGUGUUGAGAAUCCUGAAAAGUCCCUAA